Molecule: messenger RNA, 675 nt
Organism: Candida dubliniensis CD36
Lineage: Eukaryota; Fungi; Ascomycota; Pichiomycetes; Serinales; Debaryomycetaceae
Gene: NAT4
Product: Nat4p
Exons: 1
Coding region: 1-675 (224 amino acids)
Cellular component (GO): nucleus
Molecular function (GO): histone H2A acetyltransferase activity; protein N-terminal-serine acetyltransferase activity; histone H4 acetyltransferase activity
Source: RefSeq, a predicted model, not a curated record
AUGAGAGUAAGAUUUGAAUUAAAUGGCCAAAAAUACAAUAAAUUUUCUGAAGAUGAUCCAUUUUUAAUGGAAGAAAUUGCUGAAGAUUUGGUAUUGAAUCACUUGACCACCAAUACAUUUAGUUUACCGAAUUAUAGAACCCAUAUCGAAACGACUCACAAUAUACAAGAAAACCAAUUACACGACUUCAUACAACUAAUAGAUGAUAAUCUUGGUGAUCUAUAUGUUAAGAGCCAAGAACAAAACUGGAAAGAUAAUAAACAAGAGGAAAUGUCAGAGCCAGGUCUCAUAUAUGUAUGGUUCACUGAAACUACCACAGAUGACGACGACGAACUAGUAGGUUUUGUAUCAUUCAAAUUAUGCGAAGACGAUGAUGGGAUCUUUGUGUUAUACUUGUUUGAGAUUCAUUUGACUGAAAAAUACCAAGGUCAAAAAUUAGGACAAUUGUUAAUUGAUCAGUUUCACGAAUUUGCUAAAAGUUUGCAAAAUUCAUCUAAUAAAUUAUAUCUGAUGUUAGAAGGCACAGCAUUGACAGUUUUUACAAAGAAUACCAAAGCUCUUAAUUGGUAUAAGAAAAUGAAUUACGAAUUGACUGAAAGAUCUCCUAUGGAUAAAAAAUUAAGAAAUGGUACUGUGAUUAAACCUGUUUUAUACUUAAUGCGAAGGAAAUUGUAA